AUUUCACGGUAAGGUCUACACUUGUUGUAUUCGGCGCAUGUGACAAAUUAAGUUUGAUUUGAUUUGAUUUGACGACUCUUGGGUAAUAGUGGAACUUUGUGCCUCAGCAAAACGUCGUCCCCCAGAUGUAUGCCUAGUUUUCUUCCUAUAAGGCCAGCACAUUUCACCUUCUCGUAUCUCUAGAUCAUGAUUCACUGGUAUUUGGAACAGAAUCCCCUAUUGCUGUGAACAAGCAGUUGCGUGUCAAAACGAUGACAAAGAUAAAGCGGUGUGGGUGAGACAGAUGACAUAGAAAUGAAGGUUGGGUUGUGACUGCAAACUUCCUGAAUUAGCUAAAUAGAUAUUGCUGUUUGUGAUGUCACACUGGCUCUGGCCAGUCCUCAGAGGAAGUCAUUCUUAAAGUUAAUCUCAAGACGUUCCUCUUUAAACCAACAGAAAAGCCUGAACAGUGGAGACACACAGGAGAGGAGAUAUGUUGAGGGGAGCAUAGACUGCCUUUCACACCCAAUUGAUGUCACACUGACCCCAAACGCAUGACUCAACUGAUAUUCCCCUGAGAUGCUCUGAAAAGAGGAAGAGGUGGACUUUGUGAAAAAACGGCAACAUCCAACGUUUCCUGGAAGCGAAAUCAUACUUAAUCUAACGAUGGCUGAAAUGGCUACAGUAGCACACGAUAACUCUACUGGCAGAGAGAACCAGUCCUUGCACUGCCCAUCCGCUCAGAAUCUGGUGGCCGACAUACUGCCUCCUGUCCUGAUUAUAGAGCUCAUACUGGGCCUGCCAGGCAACGUAGUGGCCCUGUGGAUCUUCACUUGCCAUCUGAAGAUCUGGAGGGUCAACACUCUAUUCCUCUUCAACCUGGUCCUGGCUGACUUCAUGCUGCUCAUCUGCCUGCCCUUCCGCAUUGACAACCUGCUCCGUGGGGAACAAUGGGUGUUUGGCGACGCCUGGUGCCGGAUCAACCUCUUCAUGCUGGCUGUCAACCGUUCAGCAAGCAUUGCCUUCAUGACUAGCGUGGCCUUCGACCGCUACUUCAAGGUGGUCCAUCCACACCACCGCAUCAACCACAUGACGUCUACUCAGGCGGGAAUGGUGGCGGGGGGCAUCUGGGCGGUAGUGAUCUCCCUGCGGCUCCCCCUGCUGGCCACCAACCUCCUAGUGGAGCAUGGCAACAUCUCCCUGUGCCGCAGCUUCAGCUCCUACACCGUGAUUCCCCCGGCGAUCCUGCUGCACUACAUGGUGUUCGUCGGGGAGUUCUUCCUGCCCCUGCUGCUCCUGCUGUUCUGCUCAGCCAGGAUCGCCUGCAUCCUGCGCCAACGGCAGCUGGACAAAGAGAAGAAGGUGCGGCGGGCCAUCCGGGUGGUGGGGCUAAUUGUGGCUGUGUUUGUGCUGUGUUUCUUUCCUGGCAUCGCCACAGGCCUAGUUUCGCUCUAUAUCAAGGCGUUCAGACCUUGGGACUGUGACUCCUACAAAAUGGCAGGCCAGCUUUUCAGCCUGUCCAUUGGCUUCACCUACCUUAACAGCGCCCUGGACCCGGUCAUCUACUGCUUAUCCAGCUCCAUGUUCCAGAAUUCCCUCAAGAGCUCCAUCAAUAAGAUGGGCCUGGCGGAGUUGAGGCUGAGCCGACGGGGAAGCAUGGCCAGCGAUGGGUGAGGGGAGAUGGGGUGAGGGAGGCAACUCUGGCCCUUUCCUCCAGAGACAGGCCCCACCUUCUAGAAGGCCCUAAUAAGGAGAACAGACUCAUGCCAGUGAAUUGAAUGGAGACUAGACAGAGGAAUUUUACAGCUAUAAUUAACAAGCCAUAUGUUAUAUUCAGAAACAUUUCGUAGCUAUGUGGGAUACGUACUUGAAAUGGCUGAAUACCAGUUAGUGUGAAAAAAAGAUAGGAAAAAGAAUGCAAUCAUUCCAUCUGAAUUUGACAUUAUUUUCACAACCAUGUGAUGUUGUAGAACGACAUUAUGUUUUUGUCUUGAUUUACUAAUAUGUCUGUCAAAUACACAAUUUUUACCAAAUACAGUGUUCAUACAGCAAGAUGUUUAAUCAAAUGUAUGUGUUGCUCAGUUCUUUAUAAAAGUGGUAUUUUUAUGUGA
This is a messenger RNA of Salvelinus sp. IW2-2015, 2090 nucleotides long. RefSeq names its product hydroxycarboxylic acid receptor 1-3 (gene hcar1-3). Lineage: Eukaryota; Metazoa; Chordata; Actinopteri; Salmoniformes; Salmonidae. Gene Ontology annotation, biological process: G protein-coupled receptor signaling pathway. Gene Ontology annotation, molecular function: G protein-coupled receptor activity. The record is from RefSeq and is a predicted model, not a curated record. Gene Ontology annotation, cellular component: plasma membrane.